AUGGCAUCAAUAGCAAAGCGAAUUCCGAGGACCUCUAUUGGUCUAAGGACACCGGAAGUCUUUACGCCUCUGUAUUUCGAGCCAACAACAACCCUACGCUUCAGACUUAAUCCCAGACUGUCCCCAGGAGCCUCCAUAUUCACCCCAAUCAGGUUCUUCUCUACACCUGGCUGUAAAUUCUCGAAAGAAGAGCCUCGAUCUUUCCCCACAAAUGGGUUCGAAAACUUACCAGUAGAAAUUCCGGUGGCCGAAGAACAAAUAUCCGAUUACGACCCCCGUCGAUACUAUCCAGUCCACAUCGGCGAGAUAUUUGAAGAUCGCUUCCAGGUACGCGCAAAAUUGGGCUGGGGAAGUUGUUCUACGACAUGGCUUGCGAGGGAUAUGAGAGACAAAAAAUACGUCGCCUUGAAAGUGUACAUCCAUAACUCAGUAUUUCACCGCGAACUUCCUUUCUAUGAGCAUAUUGCCUCUUACAUCUCCAGCAGCUCGCAUGUCGGACGAGAAAACAUUCGCAAAUUCCAUGAGUCUUUCACUAUCGCUGGCCCGGACGGAAAGCAUAUCGUACUCGUCCAAGAGCCCGCACUUAUGGGGGUAUUUGAUUUUCAAAAAGGCCUCCAGGACAAGCGGUUCGGCGAAGAAAUGGUUAAAAUGAUUCUCGUUGAGGUUCUUCAAGCACUGGACUUUCUGCAUACAGAAUGCGAAGCUAUACAUGCCGAUGUUCAUCCUGGCAACUUCCUAGCCUGUGCUGACGAGGAUCAAAACGAUAUAUUUCAAGUGAUGGACGACCACGAAAUGGAAGCGCCGUCAGACCGCAAGCAAGUCUCGGGGAAUCGAACAAUAUAUGCUUCGCGGGCACUCAUUCCUCAAGAGGGCCCUUUGAGGCUUUCUGAUUUCGGUGAGUCAAGGAUCGGACCGGGCCCGUACAAGUAUAACGCUUUGCCGAUGGUAUAUCGCGCACCCGAGAUUAUGAUUGGAGUGCCGUGGAGUUACCCGAUUGACAUAUGGUGUGUCGGGAUCGCGAGUGCUGGUGAUCUCUGCGAGGCAACUCAUCUUGCUGAAAUCAUCUCUCUGCUUGGUCCGCCGCCUGCCAAGUUCCUUGCACUGAACCCAAGAAUCGCUGCUGAUUUCUGGGAUGAGAGUGUCGUGUCUCCAGGCAAAUGGAAGGGCAUUGUGCCUAUACCUGAAAACCCGGUCAUCGAGUCUAUGGAAGGUCAAAUGGGGCUGCCUCUUAGCUUUGUCAAGUUCCUACGUAGGGCUUUGACUUGGAUGCCAAGUGAGAGGGCAACAGCUAGAGAGCUUUUAGAUGAUCCUUGGCUCAAGGACUAA
This is a messenger RNA of Penicillium nucicola, 1326 nucleotides long. RefSeq lists its product as uncharacterized. The record is from RefSeq and is a predicted model, not a curated record. Gene Ontology annotation, biological process: regulation of mRNA processing; protein phosphorylation; spliceosomal complex assembly. NCBI's taxonomy places the organism in Eukaryota, Fungi, Ascomycota, Eurotiomycetes, Eurotiales, Aspergillaceae. The transcript has 5 exons. The coding region runs from base 1 to 1326 and encodes 441 amino acids. Gene Ontology annotation, molecular function: ATP binding; protein kinase activity.